AUGGCGGGUGGAGCUUAUGUUGCUUCUGGAGAUGGAAGGCAGUACGAGGGGAAGGUGACGGCAUUCGUUUUGGUGACAUGUUUUGUUGCGGCCAUGGGAGGUCUUCUGUUUGGUUAUGAUCUUGGCAUUACAGGAGGAGUUACUUCCAUGGAACCAUUCUUAAUAAAGUUCUUUCCAUCUGUUUAUAAACAAAUGAUGAAAGAUGAAGCACAGAACGAGAGUCAGUAUUGCAAAUUUGACAACCAACUCCUUACAUUGUUCACCUCUUCCUUAUACCUUGCUGCUUUGGUUGCUUCUUUCUUUGCAUCCACAACCACAAGAUUGAUUGGCCGCAAGCCUUCCAUGUUCAUUGGUGGCUUGUUUUUUCUUGUUGGUGCACUUUUGAAUGGAUUCGCUGUCAACAUUGAAAUGCUCAUCAUUGGUCGUUUGUUGCUCGGCUUCGGUGUCGGAUACUGUAAUCAAUCUGUACCAGUGUAUUUAUCUGAAAUGGCUCCAGCAAAGAUUAGAGGAGCACUUAACAUGGGAUUUCAAAUGAUGAUCACAAUCGGCAUUCUAGUUGCAAAUCUCAUCAACUAUGCGACUGCUAAGCAUGAAAAUGGAUGGAGAAUUUCUUUGGGUGUUGGAGCUGUUCCAGCAAUCAUGUUGUGUGUAGGAUCUAUUUUCUUAGGUGACACACCAAAUUCAAUGAUUGAAAGAGGCCAACAAGAAAACGCUAAGGCAAUGUUGAGAAAGAUACGUGGCACUGAUAACAUUGAUGAGGAGUACCAAGAUCUCAUUGAUGCUAGUGAGGCAGCAAAGAGGGUUGAACACCCAUGGAAGAACAUUGCAGAGAGAAAAUAUAGGCCUCAACUCACAUUUUGCUCUUUCAUUCCCUUUUUCCAGCAACUCACUGGCAUCAAUGUCAUUAUGUUUUACGCACCUGUCCUUUUCAAGACUCUUGGCUUUGGUAAUGAUGCUUCCCUUAUGUCUGCGGUUAUCACCGGUGGUGUUAACGUGCUUGCCACAUUCGUUUCCAUCUUUACUGUGGACAAGUUUGGAAGAAGGAUUUUGUUCCUUGAAGGUGGUUUUCAAAUGCUUAUUUGUCAGAUUGCGGUGGGAGUGAUGAUUGCUUCAAAGUAUGGUGUGAGUGGUAAAGGGUCCUUCAGCAAAGGAGAAGCAGACCUUCUAUUGUUUUUCAUUUGUGCAUAUGUAGCUGCAUUUGCAUGGUCAUGGGGUCCGUUGGGUUGGUUGGUGCCAAGUGAAAUAUGUUCUCUUGAGGCUAGAUCUGCAGGGCAAGCUACUAAUGUUGCAGUGAACAUGUUAUUCACCUUUGUCAUUGCUCAAGUCUUUCUCACAAUGCUUUGCCACUUGAAGUUUGGCCUCUUCUUCUUCUUUGCAUGCUUUGUUGUUAUCAUGACACUCUUCAUUUUCUUGCUCUUGCCUGAGACAAAGAACGUACCAAUUGAAGAAAUGAAUAGGGUGUGGAAAUCACACUGGUUCUGGGGCAAAUUCAUUCCCGAAGAUGCUGUCACUGGUGGUGUUAAUCCCCAGGCCACUGCUUGA
Molecule: messenger RNA, 1542 nt
Organism: Gastrolobium bilobum
Lineage: Eukaryota; Viridiplantae; Streptophyta; Magnoliopsida; Fabales; Fabaceae
Product: sugar transport protein 10-like
Exons: 3
Coding region: 1-1542 (513 amino acids)
Biological process (GO): monosaccharide transmembrane transport
Cellular component (GO): membrane
Molecular function (GO): monosaccharide transmembrane transporter activity
Source: RefSeq, a predicted model, not a curated record